Vigna radiata var. radiata (mung bean) is the source of this 1014-nucleotide messenger RNA. RefSeq lists its product as uncharacterized. The record is from RefSeq and is a predicted model, not a curated record. Lineage: Eukaryota; Viridiplantae; Streptophyta; Magnoliopsida; Fabales; Fabaceae. The transcript has a single exon. Bases 1 to 1014 code for a protein of 337 amino acids.
AUGACGGAAGACAACAACCGUACUGGCGGCCACAACGAGGGCCAUAGGGACGGUCACAACGACGACCAUAACAGCGACCAUAACGACAGUCGCCAUGAUGACAGCGGUCGCCCUCCACGAUCGCCUGAGCUACUACCUUUCACUGAAGUCGUUAUGCAGGCUCUAAUGCCCGAUCGGCCUCCCCCGCAAAUUGAAAAAUUCGACGGAACAAUAGACCCCGAACACCAUCUCCGGAAUUUCGUCGACUCCAUGGCCUUCUACUCCAAAAGUGAUCCAGUCAAGUGCACAGCUUUCUCCCUGUCCCUGAAAGGUGAAGCUCUAGAAUGGUAUUACACUCUUCCUCCCAAUUCUAUUGACAAUUUUCAUACUGUCACCACUCUAUUCAAAAGGCAGUUUUCAGCCAACCGGAGGGAGAGGAUGUCUGCCGCCGAACUCGUCAAUCUCAAACAAGGGAGGGACGAGCCAUUGAGAACAUUCAUGCGUAGAUAUUCUGAGGCGGCCAGAAGAGUGAAAGGUGUCACCCAUGAAUUCAUCAUCAACAACCUGCCCAACUGUCUAAAACCGGGACAUGUUUCAGAAAGCCUGUACGCUAAAUUACCGAAGACGAUGGAGGAAUUACAGGAAAAGAUGGCCAAGUUCAUUAAAAUGGAAGAUCAGAUACACUACCGCAAGAAGCUUGAGGCCCCCAUAACUGAAGCUAAACGCGAGGACCAACGACCGCAUGAUAAGGGUCGUAAUCGAAAGCCUCUACGAGGAGGCCCUCCAGUUCCGCUCGGUCCCUGCUACGAUCACUACGCACGCCUCACAGUUCUGAGGGAGAAAGUGUUCGAGAAAGCCCUCCAAACCAACCUGAUCACCGUUCGCAGACGACACUCGCCCAGGGGUGCGGACGAAUCCAAAACCUGUCGGUUUCAUGACAACCGAGGGCACUCUACAGAAGGCUGUCAGAGCCUUAAGGAUGAAAUCGAAAGAUUAAUCUGUGCCGGAUAUCUACGGGAGUUUGUCAAAGUAUAG